AUGGAGCCAUCACCCACACGUCCUAAAUCUGAAGCCCCAUUCUCCCUCGAGAAGUCUUCAGAUACGCAAGAUAUCGAGGAGGGCACAGUGCACCAAUAUGGCCAACCAGCGAUACCCAUUGACGAAGCGUUGGAGUCCAAACUUCGAUGGAAGAUGGAUCUUCGUAUAUUGCCCACGGUUACGAUUAUUUACUUGCUUUGUUUCAUUGAUCGCGCAAACAUUGGUGAGCAUACCAAGGCAACUACUCCCAAGCAUGUUUCUGAUAACUCUGCAGGCAACGCCAAGAUCGCAGGUUUGGAGGCCGACUUGAAGAUGCAGGGUUACGACUUUAAUAUUUCCCUGUCCAUCUUUUACAUCUCCUACAUUCUGUUUGAGAUCCCUCUGAAUCUCCUGUGCAAGCGGAUAGGGCCGGGUUGGUUCAUACCUGCAUGCUGUCUCGGCUUCGGUAUCUGCACCACCUGCACGGCCUUUGUCAAUGAUUUCUCGACUCUGUGCGGACUCCGGUUCUUACUUGGCGUCUUCGAAGCGGCCAUGCUACCAGCGAAUGUGUAUUACCUCUCGCGUUGGUAUCGGCGCAGUGAACUGACCUUUCGGCUUUCGUUCGUUAUCAUCUCGGCCUCCUUGGCGGGUGCAUUUGGGGGCCUGCUUGCCUCUGCCAUUUUGCGUCUUGAAAGCUUCGGCUCCUUGCAUUCAUGGAGGAUGAUCUUUGCGAUUGAAGGUAAGACUCCCCACGUCUGCCGAUUUCUUGAUGAACAAGCAUUGCUAAUACCCGCGGUUGAAGGCACUGUGACCUGUGCAGUGGGGGUGAUCUCAUUUUUCACGCUCACUGAUAGAGUCGAAACUGCUACCUGGUUAUCACCAGAGCAGAAGGUAUUGGCAAAUACAAGAAUCAUGUCAGAGAGAGUCGGAACGACCGAGAUUAUCGACAAGUUUGGUACCAAGAGAAUGCUCCGAGGCAUCCUGAAUCCAGUGGUAAUCCCGACAGCCGUGAUAUCUUUCUUCAACUUCAUCACUGUUCAUGGCCUGUCCUUCUUUCUUCCUACCAUUGUUCGCACAAUCUUUCCUCAGCACUCCGUACAAAACCAGCAGCUUCUCACAGUUCCACCAAACGUCCUGGGCACAAUCAUAUGCAUGCUAUUCUGCUAUAUAAGCUGGAAGGUGGACAAGCGCGGCAUAUUCCUUAUCAUAUGUGCACCGUUCUCAAUGAUAGGGUACAGCAUGUUUCUGGCAACAUCUAAUCCGCAUGUGCGCUAUGCGGCAACGUUCCUGCCAGUAUGCGGCAUCUUCGCGAUGGGAGCAUUCCCCAAUGCCCAUGUCUCAGCAAACGUCAUCUCGGAUACUUCUCGGUCUUCUGCGGUCGCCUUCAACGUGAUGCUUGGUAACAUUGGAGGUUUGGUAUCAACUUGGGCAUUCCUCCCUUUCGAUGGACCCGAGUAUCGCAUUGGUAACGGUCUCAAUCUGGCAGCACAAUCAUCUAUCUUUUUGAUUGGCAUCUGUAUGUAUUUCACAAUCGAGAGGAGCAAUAAGAGAAGGUCAGGCGUGGAUGUGGAGAGGGAAUUAGCUGGCAAGACUCUGUCGGAGAUCCAAGACCUUGAAUGGCGACACCCGGGCUUCAGAUGGCAGAAUUAGGAUCAUCGAUUCAUUCGAGGAGUCGUGUCGAAUUCUGUUGGACACUGUUCUCUAUCUCUCAUCUGUUGCUCCAUCAUUUGAGAAAACCCGGCCACAAGAGUCUGAAGUCCAGAUAGAAUCACAAUCGAUUGC
Fusarium verticillioides 7600 is the source of this 1761-nucleotide messenger RNA. RefSeq lists its product as hypothetical. The transcript is spliced from 3 exons. Bases 1 to 1629 code for a protein of 542 amino acids. The record is from RefSeq and is a predicted model, not a curated record. Gene Ontology annotation, molecular function: transmembrane transporter activity. Gene Ontology annotation, cellular component: membrane. Gene Ontology annotation, biological process: transmembrane transport. Lineage: Eukaryota; Fungi; Ascomycota; Sordariomycetes; Hypocreales; Nectriaceae.